Molecule: messenger RNA, 5017 nt
Organism: Choloepus didactylus (southern two-toed sloth)
Lineage: Eukaryota; Metazoa; Chordata; Mammalia; Pilosa; Megalonychidae
Gene: ESRP2
Product: epithelial splicing regulatory protein 2
Exons: 15
Coding region: 718-2871 (717 amino acids)
Cellular component (GO): ribonucleoprotein complex
Molecular function (GO): RNA binding
Source: RefSeq, a predicted model, not a curated record
GCUCUGCCGGGAGCCGGGCUCAGGACAGACCCUCGCACCUGUGUGGACAAGCCUAGCCCCCGUGAUCUCUGGUGACCCAACCCACGGCUCUAAUGAUCCCCCCGCCCCCUCCACGGGCCUCUGGGUCAUACCCGGUAACUCUUACCGCCCCCCUUGACCCCUGGUGACUUCUAUCGCCCUCAGACUGGUUGUGGUGGCCCCCACAAUCCCCUGACUGCAUCCUGGUGACUUCCACAGGUCCCGUGUGACCCUCACGGAUUGGAGAAGGCUCGGGGUCCUGUACGUUCCUUUGCGGAGGUCUCACGGUCCCUGGGAGGGUUGGGGGGUUAUCCUAGAAGUCAGGCAGGGCCCGCCGGGGUAGUGGGAACCCGUAACCUGAGCGCGCGCGUGGGCUGGGAGCGGGAGUGCGCGCAGCCUAGGCUGGGUCCUGGCGUCUCUCCCACAAGGUUCCCGGGGGCCGCCCCCGGUCACGUGGCUGCCGGGGCCUGCAGGUAACUCGCCCAGAGAGGGCGGGGGCCGGUAGCCUCCCCGCCCCGCCCCGCGAGGCGCAGCGGGUGCGUCUCGGCAGCGCCCACUGAGCCUGCCGGGCCGCAGGUGCCGCCCCCGUCACUCGGUGUCCCGCCCAAGCUGGUCCGCGUUUGCCGUCGGUCGGUGGGUGCGUGCGUGCCCCUCGUCGGUCCGCGUGUGUUUGGCCGAGCGCCUUCUCCCUCUGCGGCCAUGACUCCGCCGCCGCCUCAGCCACCGCCCCCCGGCCCGGACCCCGUCGCGGACUCCGCCGCGGAUCCCCGCCCCGGGCCGGGACCCCUGGUAGUAAUAUUCGGAGCCACGGCGGGUGCGCUGGGACCGGACCUGGGCUCCGACGAGACCGACUUAAUCCUCCUAGUCUGGCAAGUGGUGGAGCCGCGGAGCCGCCAGGUGGGGACGCUGCAUAAGUCGCUAGUGCGCGCCGAGGCGGCCGCGCUGAGUCCGCAGUGCUGCGAGGCGAGUGGCCUGAACGCUGACAGCCUGGCGCGGGCCGAGCCGCUGGACAAGGUGUUGCAGCAGUUCUCACAGCUGGUGAGCAGGGAUGUAGCUCUGCUGGGCGGGGGCCCCAACAUGCUCUGCACUGAUGGGCAGCAGCUGCUGCGACAGGUUCUGCACCCCGAGGCCUCCAGGAAGAACCUGGUGCUCCCUGACACCUUCUUCUCCUUCUACGACCUCCGCAAAGAGUUCCAUGUGCAGCACCCGAGCACCUGCCUUGCCAGGGACCUUACUGUGGCCAGCAUGGCACAGGACUUGGGGUUAGAGACAGAUGCCACAGAGGAUGACUUUGGGGUCUGGGAAGUGAAGACAAUGGUAGCUGUCAUCCUCCACCUGCUCAAAGGGCCCAGUGGUCAAUUGUUUUCGAAGCCCGAGAUGGUAAAGCAGAAAUAUGAGACAGGGCCUUGCAGCAAGGCCGAUGUGGUGGACAGUGAGACUGUGGUACGGGCCCGUGGUUUGCCCUGGCAGUCAUCAGACCAGGAUGUGGCUCGCUUCUUCAAAGGGCUCAAUAUAGCCAGGGGUGGUGUAGCACUCUGCCUCAAUGCCCAGGGCCGCAGAAAUGGUGAGGCCCUCAUCCGCUUCGAGGACAGUGAGCAGCGGGACCUGGCACUGCAGAGACACAAGCACCACAUGGGCGUCCGCUAUAUUGAGGUGUAUAAAGCAACAGGGGAGGAGUUUGUAAAGAUCGCAGGGGGCACAUCACUAGAGGUGGCCCGUUUCCUGUCACGAGAAGACCAAGUGAUCCUGCGGCUAAGGGGAUUGCCUUUCUCGGCUGGGCCCGCAGACGUGUUGGCCUUCCUCGGGCCAGAAUGCCCAGUGACUGGGGGUACCGAUGGGCUGCUCUUUGUGCGUCACCCUGACGGCCGGCCCACUGGUGAUGCCUUUGCCCUCUUUGCCUGUGAGGAGCUGGCACAGGCUGCGCUGCGCAGGCACAAGGGCAUGCUGGGUAAGCGAUACAUCGAGCUCUUCCGGAGCACUGCAGCUGAGGUGCAGCAGGUCCUGAACCGCUAUGCAUCCAGUCCACUCCUUCCGACACUGACUACGCCCCUGCUGCCCAUCCCCUUCCCACUGGCAGCUGGAACCGGGAGGGACUGUGUACGUCUUCGAGGUCUGCCAUACACAGCCACCAUUGAAGACAUUUUGAGCUUCCUGGGGGAGGCAGCAGCUGAUAUCCGGCCUCAUGGUGUUCACAUGGUGCUCAACCAGCAGGGCCGGCCAUCUGGCGAUGCCUUUAUCCAGAUGACCUCACCAGAGCGGGCCCUAGCUGCUGCUCAGCGUUGCCAUAAGAAGGUGAUGAAGGAACGCUACGUGGAGGUGGUUCCCUGCUCCACAGAGGAGAUGAGCCGUGUGCUGAUGGGGGGCACCUUGGGCCGUAGUGGCAUGUCCCCUCCACCCUGCAAGCUGCCCUGUCUCUCGCCACCCACCUAUGCCACCUUCCAGGCCACCCCAACUCUCAUUCCUACUGAGACAGCAGCUCUAUAUCCCUCUUCGGCACUGCUUCCAGCUGCCAGGGUACCUGCCACCCCCACCCCUGUUGCCUACUACCCAGGACCGGCCACUCAGCUCUAUAUGAACUACACAGCCUACUACCCCAGCCCACCUGUUUCUCCGACCACUGUUGGCUACCUCACCACACCCCCUGCUGCCCUGGCCACUGCUCCCCCCUCAGUGUUGUCGCAGCUGGGAGCCUUGGUUCGAAUGCAGGGCAUCCCAUACACAGCAGGUAUGAAGGAUCUGCUCAGCAUCUUCCAGACCUACCAGCUAGCACCUGACGACUACACCAGUCUGAUGCCUGUUGGUGACCCGCCUCGCACUGUGCUACAGGCCCCCAAAGAGUGGGUGUGUUUGUAGGUGAGGGAGCCAAGAGGUAAGAGCUAGCUGACAUCUUCAGCUAACAUGCCUCCCCUGCAUCCAGAGGACCAGUGCCCUCAACCUGGUGGCUACUUUCUAGCUUGUCAGAGCGCUCAGAAGUCACCCAGAGGAGCCCAAGUCCUGCUCCACCUCCCACUUAGUCCUCUGCUGUUCCCCCCAAAGAUGAUGGCUGCAUCUGUGUGCAGGGCUUGGGGUAGAAUGGCACCUGCCUGCUCCCAGUGGCCUGACCUGGGCCUCCUGAGUGGCAACUGAAGAGCCUUUAGUCUGUCUUGGCUUUGGCUGAUGCCCAUGGAGUCUGUGGGGUUGACAGGUCCACAGCAGGCUUUCUUCCUUUUAUUUUAACUAUAAGCCCUGAAGCCUUCAGUGUGUGACUCCUUUUGGGAAAAUCAAGGGGCCAGCUGAGCCUCUCUGAGUCAAGACCCUGAUGCUCUGCAUCCCCCUGUCCCUAUGGGUGGAAGGUAGGGGGCAGGAAGCGCUGGCCCCGUAUCUCCCAUGGUUCUCAGAACUCAGAAGCCACUUGUACCAGGGGUGCUUCCACCUAAGGAUGACAGCCCCACUCCAGCAUGGCACAAGGAGUAUCAGCUGGAAAUACCACAGGCUCUUUUAAUGGAUUGUGUUGCAGUAUCUCCAAAGGACACUAGGGGGCAGGAGGCUCCCAUGCAAAAACUCAGGCUUGACUUUCAGAGGACUUUCUGCCUACUUUUCAUGUUCAUCUCUGGGAGGCCAGUUGUCCUGAACCUAGCAGACACCAUGGAAUGUCCUUUGCACCUAUUAAAGAGUGCAGUACCGAAGCCUUGGAAGGAAUUUGGAACUCGACCCUUUCCUACAUAAAACAAACAUAGGUUCCUUGCCAAGUGGACUUUUUAAAAGCCACAAUGCCCUUAGCUUUGACCCCCAGAAUGAGGGGCUCCACAUCAGCCCCAGGAGGAGAAAAACUCAAGACAGAUUUCAAGGAGACGGUUGACCUGUCACCAUUUAUUAUUUCGGCACUAUAACUGAUGAGCCUGAACUGAUGGCUCUUCUUCCCUUUCUAUUUCUGUAAGGAGCACUGCACUCCUAUAAAAGGAUUUAAAAUACAAAAUGUACAGGAAAACAAUCCCAAGUGCUGUAAACAUAACUGUUCUUUAACUGAACAUCCAUUUUAUAGAAUACAAGGUUUCAACUUGAGCCCAUCUGAGCCUUAAGAAUGAUCAUCUGUUCUGUGUAUCAAAAACGGCUUAGUAGCUAGCUAUGCCUGGCAGAGCUCUGGUGCUCCUGGCUAGUCUCAGGUAGGGAUGAGUUGCACACUGGGCAGCAGCACUACAUGUGAACCCGAAGACAUCUGUUCCUUUUCAAGCUGUUUUCGGCCAUAUUUCUGUGUACAUCGCCAGUAAACUGAAGGCUGCUCAUCCCAUUCCCUCAACCCAAGGUCUAGCAUGGGUCAGGGGGAAGGAGUGUGUGCCAUCACAUGCCCAGUUGCUCAGUGCUGCUACUAGAAAUCAAUUUGCAUAGUCCCAUGAUGACGUGCAUUAACACCACUAUGUUGCACAAAAAUUUGUCUUUACAAAGCCAAAAAAAUACUGACUCUUACCCCAAAGCUGAUACAUUACUUACAUAGUAUACAACGCUCUAUUUUAAAAUUUGACUUUUAUUUUAAAUAGGAAAGCAUUUCUAGCACUACAGGCAUCAAGGUAUUUAAAAGGCAUCAAAAUUUGGUGCAUAGCAACUCUGGAUCAUAGAGGCUUUGAUUCUUGAGGGUAGCAGAACCACCCCCAAAGGGUCUUGCAAGGGGAGCUCUUGCAAGAAUCCCAUGUGAGGCAGGUAUAGCAGAGGCAGGAGGGUAGACGCAAGUCUGGUGGCCAUCUCUCUGGAACUUCAUCUGAGGAGGCAGCCCCUGACCACCCCCCGCCCGUGAGCUUCCUACCACAGGCCCUGAAGCAAAUCGCACUAUUCACACACUGAGACACAAAACUCACUUCCAAAGAAAAAAAGGUUCAGCUUCAAGAGGGGCCAGAGUGAACUGUUAAAGGACAGACACUUUUCUCUAACUAGCUUUAAGAAAAGAAUCUAAAACACCAUAGUUUAAAAAAAAAAAAAAAGACCAUAGGUCCUCACCCUGGGUAAACAGCUCCCACUUAGCUGAUGA